AUGGGAGAUGAUACGCGUGUCUCACGGAGCAGGAGCACACAGAAGACAGACGAUAACCCACAUUUGGAGACUAAGGAUCCAGACGCAGCAGAGCACAUUGAAUUCAGCAUCAUCCCAAACGGAGGCAGCAGCCCUGUGCUGGAAACGCGCUUAUACAAGAAGCGCUGGGUGAUCGUGUUUCUCUUCAGCUCCUACUCACUGUGCAACGCGUACCAAUGGAUCCAGUACGGGAUCAUCAGCAAUAUCAUGACGAAGUUCUACAACGUGGAAGCCUUCGCUAUAGACUGGCUGUCCAUGGUCUACAUGCUCACCUACAUCCCAUUCAUCUUCCCGGUCACCUGGCUGCUGGACAAGAAGGGACUGAGGGUCAUGGCACUGCUGGCUAACGCGUUAAACUGCGCCGGGACUUGGAUCAAAGUGGCCAGCGCACAACCCCACCUGUUCGGAGUGACCAUGUUUGGGCAGUUUACAAGUUCUCUGGCUCAGGUCUUCAUCCUCGGGAUGCCAUCCCGCCUUGCGUCCGACUGGUUUGGUGCCGAUGAAGUCUCCACCGCCUGCUCCAUUGGAGUUUUUGGGAAUCAAGUGAGUUUAUUCACAUAAGUAUCUGUUACAUGUCUUUAGCUCUAAAAAGAACAAGAGAAAUAAACCAAAUACCAUCUCUCAUCAGAUUAACCUUGAGUAGAUCCAACCACAUGGCUGCAUUAAACCCUUAAGGGGCUUUAUGCAAAUAUUUUGCAUGGGGCCCCAACUGCACUCCAAUCUCAAAAACUAUUUAGAGAGAUGGAACAAGCUGCUGAAAAUGUAGCCCCAGAUUACAUUCAUGUAAUCAACUAGGUAUCUACUAAAAGGGGGUUAAAUCUUCAGCACAGGAGCCUUUAAAUACACAACAAACAUGACUUUCCCCCCCUUGGUUGUUAUUGUACAUAUGAGGGGUAAAUUCUUAAAAAAAUGUAUGAUGAAACCAAUAUCCAACAACCAAAUAACACACAUAUUAGCACAUGUGACUUUUAUUGUGCUUUCCAUUAAAAAAAAUAGUGAAAUUCUUCAUGAGGAUCUACCCCUGAAAUAAUCUCUCAGGGUCCUUGGACAGCAUUGAAUGACCAUGCACCCCACGACAUAUUCAUUUUGAUUCAGUGUGCUUUUUGGUCAUUCUUCCUCUUUCCUUUUUUUCAAUGAUGGACUGAAUGUGUGCGGAGUGUGAAUAAACAAACCGUUUAUCAGAUCUUUCAAACUUGCUGGUAAAACUUCUCUGCUGUUAUAGUCAGGCAUGAGCUGGUAUUUACUCUGGUUAUCCAUAGUCUGAUGUAGUGAGGCAGACAGCCACGUGUGUCUGUGCUAACGUGUAAAAGCUUAUCUGCAUACUCAUUCACAGUGCCUGCUUACUCUGAAAAAAGCUUAUCAGGAUUUAUGGAUUUCCCUUGUUUGUUUGCCCAUGUCGGAUGGAUUUGUUGGGGCAAUGCAGUGACUUCAUGUUCAGCCUUCAAUAAACAGUCAUUGUUGGAAGAAUUAGUUUAUUUGGAUUUUUUAUUAAAAACAGAGUUGAUAUAAAAUCUAAAAAAAAAUCCAGUUUGUAGUAUAAAUCCUGCAUCAGAAAGCUGCUUGAGGAGUUAAGUACAGGGGGAUUAAGAGGAAAAAUGUGCUUCAGGUAUCAAAAGUCUAAAAUCAACAACUCUCGAUACACGCUCCCACUUAUUACCUAGCUACCAACAUGAGAAGGUUGGCACAACAUAUCAACUUGAAGCAGGUUGUUUUGAUUUAGAAAUAAGUGACACUAAACUGAACUUUUUGAUUCAUGGUCAAGUAAAGACUUCAGCUUGCUUGUUUGUUAAAAUCCAUAAUGAACCAGCUCUGCUGUUGUUGCUAGAUUGUCAACUCUCAAGACCAGCCAGAGAUAGAAACAGAGAGUGUUAACAGAUUGAGGUGAAAGUGACUGAAACUUAAAAUGUGUUGAUUUGAUAUGAGACAUGUGAUCUUCCUGGUGUUGCAUUUGCUGUUCAGAAAUAAAUCACUAUUGUUAAGGGGCUUGAGCAGUCAGAAUCAAGUAUUUCAUGUAAGGGUGGAUUUUAACACUGUUGUACCAGUGUUUGAGGAAAAAACAUAUUGGUGAAUUAAUAUAGUACUUCUCUAUGGGCUCUCUAACUUUUUCAUAGUAAAUAAAACCAUCAGAGAAUAAAGAGGUGAUAUUUCUCUCUCUGGUAAACUACAGUUGCCCACAAAUCACGGACAUUUGGUAACAUGCCCAAACUGGGCACUGAUUCUGUUGCAUGUUCAAAGUCAUCACACAAAAGGAAUAUCAAAGGCCCUAUGUGUUUUUUUUCUUUUUUGUUUACAUUAACUAAAUGACCUUCACAUUCAAAAAAGACCACCAGAAACAAGACUGAUGAUUUUUAAUGGUAAUUUUGAGUGUAAGAAACCGGUGUGAGGGGCUAGGUGUCAGCUGAGCAUGAACAGUCAUUAGGUGAAGUGGGGUGAAAAGUAAACUUACCUCAGUAAUGAAAGACCAGGAUAGAAUAGGCCCACAAUACAUCAAAAGUGCACUAGUAACAUCUUGUAUUUUAGGUGCACAAAAAGAUGUUACACAGACCUGAGCUAUACUGUUACAAAGCAUUUAGCAAACACAACGUCCAAGAACAAAGUAUUGUGCACCAAGGUAAACCUCCCCUUUUGCACCAAGCUGCAGGAAGUCAGUAUGUAUUCAUGUUGAAACAGUUCCAAACCCUUAUCAAAGUCUAAUUUUGUUUCCCUGUGUUAAUAUGUGUAAUCAAGUGUAGCAGAGUAACCAAUGUAUCCCGCAAUAAAACUGGGCUUACUUUAAUUACUUUGUGCCACCCAAACAGUUUCUCUUUUAGGAAAGCAGCCUCCAUCACCCUUCUUCAAAUGUUCUUGUGCAAAGGGCAUCUUUGGAGUGGGUCUUUACCUCUGCAUUUUUAUUGACCAAAAGCAACUAAAUGGACUUGAUUCUAUGUGUGCUCUAAAUAGCUUACUGUAUUUAGAUAAAGUAGGGAUGUCAAACACUGCCAUAGUUACACAUUUAUUUUCCUCACAUUUUUAUUUCUAAAAACUUAAUAAGUUCAAUAUUUUUUUUAAUAUAAACUUAAAGUACUUAACUUAGAGAAAGUAUAUUCAUAGAGCUCUGAACUCUGUUUGUUUUGGGGUUGGCAUCUGUAUGGGAAAUGACGUGUCCAGUUUCGCCACUCCCCGUUGGCACAUCACAUAAUGUUUGUCUUACAUAGUAAAUCAAUGCCGCCGUGCUCCAGGUAUAGUAAUACAGAGGUUUUUUUUUUACACUUUACAUGUUUCUGUGCGUAAACGUGUCAUCUGAAUGCUAGCAUGUUUGGGGUUGAAGCCAUGUUUACUCCUCGCGUGACUUUCGGGAAGCGUAACAUGAUCGCGAGGAAGCUCACAGCCCGGAACAGUGACUGUGUUUUUAGAUAUGGAGGAAGAUUAUGAGUAUAAAUUUGUUUUACGACCGCAGUUAUCUGCAGUGAUUACCUGUUUUAUUGCGCUGGAAACAAGACGAAUAUGUUGCAAUCAAUGUGAUUACCAGCCCAUGUAAGAUGAGUUAUUUCAUUAAAGAUUUCCUUUACGCUCGAAAUACCAGUGGCGCUGGUAUUCCCUUUAAGAUUCGUAAGAAGUGUAACCAUACUGUGCAUUUGGGUUGCAGUUUCAGUUGCCACCAUAAGAGCGUUUUGUCUCUCCUUUUCUCCCUUUUACUCCUUCCAUUCAUGGGUUCCCUUCAUGCAGGCAGAUGCGGUUCGGAGGGGGGCUACUAGCUGUAAGGGGCACCAAUGUCAGGCAUCUGGAAAAUUCCAGUCAGUUUAACCUGCUGAAGACAGUUACAGCAACCAACUGAGAAAACAUGCAGUCUGUUCAGAAAGAAAAAAACAAAAUCUUAAACAUAUGAUUCAUGGCUUUGGGUGGUUGAAAAGAGCUGCAGUGGUGCUGACAUGUUAUGUUUUUGAAAGCCAGUAAGCUGUCAGUAAUCACAAAUGUUAAAUUUGAAGUUAAAGACAGAGUAUAUAUUUGCCCUCACCCAUAAAGCCAUUCAUAAUUAUCAUUAUCAACAAUCUGACUGUUAUCUCUCUAGCACAAAAAAACUCUAAAAACAGUCAUAAAUAAAGGUGCAAGCUACAAUUAACAACUAAGUAUCCAUGUUGAUCUGUUCAGACUUAGACUUUUGUCAAAUGGGAAAUAUGGAGCACAGUGAACAUCAUUUACAAGAGAUGCCAUUGUGUCUUUCCUCUGGCAAGUAUUGUAUGCAGAUUGAACAUUUUGUAGAAGAGGAAUUACAGUUCCCUGUGUCAUGACAUCAAGUUUCACUUCUUCACAAAGGCCCUUUUUGAAACUUUCAAAGGAGUGCUGUGGAGUAGUUUUGCCAGAGUCACACACUGGACCUUAAAAAAUAAGUUUGAUCAGGUGCAUGUGCAAAUUUGACUAGGUUUUGGGGCAUGUUCAAGCCCCCAAAUAAGCAUCAUCACAAAGUAAUGGUAUUUGCAUUAUUAUGCAUGCUAGUUACCCUGUUGCUCUUGUUUUGUAAAAAGCUAUGUGUUGUCAGCACCGGGGGGCUGAUUAUAAAACCAAAAGAACACUACCCUGAUUUAAACUUUGUGACUGCACUGUGAAUGUAACCUUAUUUAUGAUAUCAGCCAGCCUCUGCUCUGUCAGUGUUUUAAUACCGAGACAGAUGAUGUGAUAUUAAGUGAUUGGACACUGGAAAAUCCAAUUAAUGAACCCCAAACAGUCUACUUUAAUAACUGGUCUUUGAACAGUUGGAUAUUGUCGUCUUGUGUUUGCGCACAGAGGCGUACUUCCGCUCUGUAGUCAUGGAUAAGCACAAUAGAAUAACUUUAAUAGUGUAGUAAAACAGUGUAGUUGCACUAUUUAGCUUCCAGUACUGCUCCCUCAGAGCUUUUUCCGUGGUUGUGUUGUUGCCAUCCACACACAACCGGGCUUUAUGUGUGACAAAACAAACACUAUGAUAACAUUUAUCUAGUCUCUUUAGUUUGACACUUUUUACAUUUCCUGAUAAACUUUUGGUCUUCAUUAAACGGACUUUAGUUUCUUUGCACACCUUCACAUAAGAGUGCGUGUCUGUCAUGUGCCUGUCUUAGCAAUAAAAUCCGACUACUGUCAGCGACUGUCCCACCUUAGUUUCGCAUUCCUCAUCUGCUGUCAGGUGCUUGCUGAAUCUGUGACAUAAGCUUGAAGGAGGAGUAAAACUAACAGAAAAAGUCCCAUCACAUGAUCGAAGAGGUGUUAAACUACAGAACAGACAGGCUAGUGUUGACAGUCAGACUAGCAUGUAUGUGGUUGCUGGUUUCCAAGUAUUGCUCAUUAUAUUUGAAACUGCACCCCAGAUCCACUCAGAAGGAGUAAUUAGCAGUAAUCUCCACUUAAAACACAGCAGGAGCGCUUGUUUUUGAUCAGCAUGUAGGAAAUACCUGCUGGGUGGGAGGGGUUUGUCAGGUAAACUGCCACGGUGUUAAGAGGACACACACACAAGGAGAAAAUGUUUGCUUUUCCCUGCAGCAGUUAAGAGACAGCCGGAAGAAAAGGCGAAUGUCAACAUGAGCUCUCAGGAUGAGUUGUCUCAUGAGUGGACGGACGGUUGUGUGAAAUCCAGAGACUAUGAUUGGACAAUAAGAAAAGAGCGAACCAGUUUAGGAGAGUAUAACCAACUGCCUCUGCAGGACAGUUUAGAGACUUCAGGCUUGGACUCGGCACAACUCAUCCCUCUAAUGGAGACCAAACUGUACAAGCGACGGUGGGUCAUGCUCUUCAUCUUCAGCGCUUACUCCAUGAGCAACGCCUUCAUGUGGCUGCAGUACAGCAUCAUCAGUAACAUCUUCAUGCGCUUCUACAACAUAGGCCCCCUGGCCAUCGACUGGCUCUCCAUGAUCUACUUCCUCACCUACAUCCCUCUCAUCCUGCCGGUCAUGUGGCUACUUGACAACCGGGGUAUGAGGGACGUGGUGGUGGUGGGCUCAGCCUUCAACUGUAUUGGGGCCUGGAUCAAGACCAGCACAGCCCACCCCAGUAUGUUCCCCAUGACCUUCUUUGGACAGUUUGUGUGUUCUGUAGCCACUGUUUACAUCCUGGGAAUCCCAUCAAGACUUGCGUCCUUGUGGUUUGGACAGCAGGAGGUGUCCACUGCCUGCUCCAUUGGAGUUCUGGGAAAUCAGGUGUGUCUCCACUUAGCUACCUACUUGUUAGGCUCAACAUGUUUUAGCAGUGUGGCUUUGUAAACUUCUCUGUGGGAAAGAGUGAAAGACCUUUAGCACUUCCUCUUCAUCUAAAUCUAACAGUGUUAAAAACAGGCAGGUACAUGUUGUCACGUGUCAGUAUGUGCCACCUCGAAUGUCUGCCCGUCUGAGUCUGUGCGAUCUUUCUGUUUUCUGUCUUCUUCCUGAGUCAGCAGGUUGAUCAUGAAUCGCUUUCUCUGCUGGUGGAAGCUGAAGGAGUCCUGUCUUCUUUAGUUUAGAAACCAGGUGUCUUGCAGAGUUAAGCACUGAGCAAACAUACAUACAUUUAGGGAUGCAGUGAUACGUCAGCUGAAUAUCAGUACCUGCCUUGAUGACAAAUAUUGACCUGUUUGUAGUAGCUGAUGUACUGUGUAUUUGGCGCUUUAAUCUAGUGAGGCUGUCUGCUAUGGCAUGUAGAACAUGCAAAGUUGAUAGAUAAGCUGUGAAAGUAUGAGCUCAUAGCUAGCUUUCCAACAGUUUUCUAGCUUUAGACUAUCUCCUAAAUGCUUAAUUUGGAUUCUUGAUCAGAGUUAGGAGGUUUAGAGUUUCAUUUGGAUGACUUGGCUUCUUUCCAAACCCAUAAAAAGCCCGAUAUUACAGUUUGUGAAGCAUAACUUUUAGACUUUGAGCUCAGAAAACUGCCUACCAGGGGCAGAUCCAACUUUUUCAGUCGGGGUGGCCCACAAGGCACCGCUGAGGCAGCGGAAAGUAUACAUGAAUGAAUGGUAUUUACAUCUUUUCUAUGUAGGCCAAUCAUGUCCACUUUGACUACUGGCCUCAAAGUACACAACAGAGUGGCAGGAUAUCAAAUUCUUGACUCAAAACAAGUUGCGUGUCUGAAAUCAAAAGGAAACAUGACUGCUGCUAACCCUGUUGUAACAGCUUGAAUAGUUUCUAGCAAUCACAGUUUAGGACUUAAAGCCAAUCAGAUUUUAAGAAGGAGCUACUAGCACCCAGACCACCCAUCUCAGUCUGCCCCUGGCACUAAUAGAAAACAAGUUGUGCUUAAAGAUGUGUUUGAGCAGUAAAAUAUCAGUUUCUUAUUUCUUAUGGACUGUAAGUUUUUUUUUUUCUUUUAAACACACCCUCAAAGAAGGCAAGUAAUGUGUGUGACAAAGACUGCCCUUAACUGCAUUCCCAUAGGUGUAGAGAAAGCAGUCUCAAUAUGACCAAGUGUAUCAGAGUAAAAAAAAGAAGAUGUUUCAUGAGUUUUUUCUGUGUAUUUGUUGUUUGUUGCUCUUAUGUAGAUUGAAGCAGGUAACUUUAUCACCUGUCUUCAAGAGUUUUUUCAUUUUCGGAGUAAGGUAACUGUCCAGUGAGAUUACACUGAGAAUGCUGUGUCCUGAGCGAGCUAACCAGCGCUCUUGUUAAGGUUCUUUGAGGUCACUUCACCUUCCUCUUUUAACACUGAAUGUUUAUUUAACUUGCUUAGUCAUCUGAAGCCUGGGGGAGCUAAACCUGAGCACGGCAGUCUUAAGCUUUGAAGACCAGAACAGAUUUGCUACAGAGAAGCAGAAAUUUUGUGUAUUUUGUGUAAAGUGAUAGUUCAUAAAAUUUGUUGAGGAAGAAAGUGUCUUCAUACUUCAGUUAAGCUCAAAGUUAUUCCCUUGGUGCAAGCCAAUAAAAACAGCCAGUGUACACUGGUAGAGCUAUAUGUACAGAUUCCCUGAGGCCAUAACCUCACAAACUCUUUCCUCUUAAUUUGAAGUUUGUCCUCUCUCACCUGCUUUUUGCCAAACACUGCAUACCGGUCAUUGUCACAAAUGUUCUUGUUUUGUGCCCAAAUCCUGCACCCUGCUGUUUAAGAUCAAGGGACACAUUGUUGAUGAUGUUGACUUGCUCAACACGACUUUAUUCCUUUGGCGCUGGCCCAUGAACCUGAUUCUUCCAAGCUUUUAGGCCGAAGAACAUUAUACAUCCUCUUGGAUGUUUAGAUAUAAGCAGAAAAUAGGAAGAUAGGAUUUACAUGAAGGCCUUUAAUACUUUGAAGAUCAGAGUAAGGGUUUGUGUGCCAAAAGUAACUUCAUAAAAGAGGCUAAAAUGAGCCUUUGUUUUUUUUAGCAUGUGAAAAAGAUCCACAAAUCUGCAAAGCAUGAAAAGGGGAUGCAAAUACCCGCCCACUAACAUCAUUUCACAAGUGGCAUGACAUUAUAACAGUAUCAAAAUAGGGUACAGGUUGCAGCUGUGGUCUGUACUGGGAAGACAAAGACAGCUUAGUUCAUCAUCAGGAUCCUGCUUAUCAGUUCAAUGUCACACUGAUGGAAAAACAACCUGUGAGUGAAAUUGCAACAUUCAUGUAGUUUCAUGGCUGUAGCAGAAAAGCGUCAGUCCCAACUCCAAGGCCAUACUUCUACUUUCCUAUGCUCAUUAAAAAGAAACAGAUAUGACUCUGCAAGCAUUCACACCAAGUGAUGUUCAGUAAAUGAUGAUUAACAUACGUAUAUAAUGAUAAAAUACAAAUGUGAUAGCAUACACAUACAAUUUUUCUGUCAAGUUCCUAUUUUGGCAUCAGAAAGAUCCCAAUAAUAAGCUUUGCAGUAGCUUAUAUUAUAUAGAUGAUAUCAAUAUUGCAAAGUUUCAAAUGUGCUGUAAAGCCCAACAGAUAUACCCUUGGAUCUCAGUGGAUCUAAUGUAUUUCUGUGUUUGAACACCUCAAACAUCCUUCACAGGCUUGUUCCUCCACCAGGAACACGUCGUCUUGUCACCUUUUGCCUUCUUCCUUCUCUCACUUUUCCCCUAGAGAGGAGGGACCGCGGCUGGUGAAUGUUCUUGAGGCUGUAGGAAGCUGUGGAAGUUGGCACUGCUCAUGUGGUAUUCAAAUUUGUGAAGUUUAGUUCCCACCCAUUCCCCCAUAGCACCCAGAACUGUCCAUUUAGAUUUAUCAUUUUCUGCUGGAGAGUUUGAUGAAAUGGUUGCUACCACUUUUGCACAUAUUAGGCAUGGUGUAUAGUGAACUGGUGUUCAUACAAAGUAGAAUCCUGAUAGGGUAACACCAUUUUACUGUACAUUAUCCCACCAAUUACCCGGCUACCAGCUCAAGACAUUAACAUGUAGAAAAAAAUAUUGAUUCAGAUAAGAGUGUAUUGAUUUAAAAAGAAUUUAUUUAUUCAACAAACAAAAAAUAUUCAACAGUUAUGGACAGAAACAGGCAAUUUCACCUCAGUGUCAACAGGCAGUGGUGAAGUCUGCCAGACACCUCAACACCGAUUGAUUGACUAUGAUGUGUGUGAUCCAGUUGUCUCUGGUGGUACUUUUGUUGUUGAUAAUUGAAUAGCAUUGUUUUGGGGUUUUGAGCCUAUUUAACACUGCAGGGUACUUCAAAAUAAAGCCGGGUAAUAAAUGUUGAUAACCAGCAGCUGGCUGGUUUGAUGAGCAUUAAGAUUGGAAGCAUGUAGCUGCUCCAACACUCACAGUCAAACUUAAUUAGCAGAAGCUUAGCUGGACCUACCCCUGGAUAAGCAUCAUGACGUUGCAUGAUGUUUUGACUUUUAAUUAAUUAAUUUUUUUUUCACAUUUGGAGAAAGCUGGACCAUGCUAUGAUAUGAUUCUCUUACCAGCCACCAGCUGUCAACAUCUGACAAAUUUAACAUUUGUAGAGUUUCAACUUGCUGGAUAAAAAUAAAGCUAGGAAAUGUUCAUAUAAUCUGAAACCAUCCUAGUUACAGUUUAUCCCUGACAUAGUUUCACUGUCUCCAUCAUCUACACUGAUUUGUUUGCACUUGGAGGUAACCAGGUAACCAUCACUCUGUUACUCACACAGAUGUUAAGCUGUUAAGUGACAGUCAUUGAACAUGUUUUUCUUUUUUAUCGUUUUUUUUUUCCAAAUCUUUUUACAUCCAUUUCUUUCUUCAUAUUAUCCUCUUGAAUUCUGAAUCAUGCUUUCCCCCUCACAUGCCUUUUUAACUGCUUUUUUGUAUGUAUUUGUGCAAGUGUAUGUAUGUGUGUGGAUUUAAGAGAUGCAGAUAUUUAUCCUUUUUAUGUCCCUGGUUUACAGAUGGGCAUUGCCAUUGGGUUCCUGGUCCCCCCCAUCCUUGUGCCUAAUGUGGAUGAUUUGGAUGAGCUGGCCCACCACAUCAGAAUCAUGUUCUACAUCAGUGCAGGGGUGGCCACCCUCAUCUUCGUCCUGGUCAUCAUCGGUGAGUUUGCAAGUGGAGCUGAUUUACAUCGGCAGACUGAUAGAUGCGAGCGUAGGGGUUUUUUGCUCAGUCAUGCAAUAGAAACCUAUACUGCAGCUCUCUUUCAAUUCAAAGCCAUGCUAUUCUAGUUUGUUUUCAAAUUUCUAGAGAAUGAAAUGUUGACCAGUCAGGGUCCAUUGUUUGUCUGCAGUUCCAUUCAUUCCUUAAUGGUAGAGCUGCUCCCUUGGUUGCUGGUCUUUCCUGGCAGCACUGUUGGAAAGCUGAGUCCCCCUGAAGUGUCCUUUCCACUGAAAACUCCACAGCACUGCAGCUCAGCUCUGGAAGAGCAGCUGCAAUAAUUGCCAUAAUUGUUCACUCCUUGAUGGGAUGUGUUUUGACACAAUGGGAGAUGCAAGCAAGUAGUCAGGAAGUCAUGGAAGUGUUUUAUGUAAUCUUCUUUCCCCUCAACACCACUACGUCCUCCUUUCAUCUCCAGGAAAGACUGAAACUCACAGACAGUCAGAGAAAUUUAGUGAAGCUUCAACACAGAGGAUUUGUUCAAGGAAAUAUUCACUCUGGCACAGAGGUUGACAAAAUAGUGUAUAGAUCAGGUUAAAAGUUGCACCAUACUUGUAAUAUAAUGCUGUCAUGUUCAGAAGGAUUGUACCAUUGAAAUAGAGAGGAUUAUUUCCUCUCCUCAGAAUAAAAUAAAACAUCUUAAUAUUUUUCUUUACGUUUACAUUCACAAGUCAGCUUUCAUUCAUUUUAAUGUUUAAAAGUCAUAUUAAAGCACAGGAAAAAAACAAAGUUAUAAGACUAGACUGAAUUGGCAGUAGGAACCACAGACGCCCCCAUGCCUGCCCUGUACCAACACACAUUCAUGUUGUUUUAGUAGGCCUUGUUGGCUACGUGACAGAAAUGCUUUUUCCGUUAGAUUAUAUCCUUAACACACUUGUAAUCUUACAAAAUAUUUGCACGUGUGUGUUUGUUAUCCAGUGUUUCAGGAGAAACCAGAGAUCCCUCCUACACAGGCUCAGGCUCAGGCCAGGAACAUCCCUCCUGAGGAUUACUCCUACACUGCAUCUAUCCUGAGGCUGCUACGCAACAAGCCCUUCAUGCUCCUGGUGGUCAGCUAUGGUGGGUCUCCUACAUUCACAAAGAGACAGCUUUUCAUCCUGGGCAGCUUACUAAUAAAUCUACUGUGUACUUCCUUUUUCUAAAAUUUAGGCUUAAAAAAGUGUGAAAUAUCUAGCACAAGCAACCACCCAAGACCAAAGGCAUGAAAAAUAAUAUUAAAAACUAAUUAAAUCAGAACAAAAAAAAUGAUCAGAUUGGAGUCAGUGUGGCCUCUAAGAGGACAAUGUUCUUUUUCAUCAGUUACCAAGAUUAGUUGUCUUGUGUCAUCACAGUGACAUUGUAACACUCAGUUCAUGUUGCAUUUCAGUAGUUUGGACAAAUAGUCUUUCUUGCUUUGGAAAGACCUGUACUGAGUGAAAUUACCUUGAAGUGCAGAAGUGGAAGCCAUAAUAAAAGCUGCCUGGGUUCUAUAAAUGCUAAGAAAAGGUGCUUCAGUAUUUUCUUUCUGUAGCGUUGAAAACACCGGACCAUACACCACAAGAGGCAGAAGGUUGUCCCACAAUUCUUUGCAGUGGGUGCUUUUAAAGUGAUGCAUUGGUGGACAUAACAGAAGAGUUGCAGGCUCACUUUGUAUACAUAGCACACUUGACAUCAAUUUUAUACCAGUUCAGUCAGAAGUCGUUUGAUGGUUAUGACUGAGGAAGGUUGUGUAUAAGAAACUCCUCUCAAUGGCUUCAGUGUUGUGACUGUUAUUGAACGGUAUCCUUUUUCUCCACUUCCAACCAUCAAGCGGUCAGUAAAAAUGGUAACUAGAAAAGCACUCGGAGAGCGCAGACCUCCGCCAAACAGCUCAUGUCCCCCCUUAUAUUGUGAUUCACACCAAAACUUUUACUGUUACGUGUCUUUUAUUAACUUUUAUUAGUGUUUAAACUGGUAUGUUCACUGUUCAUAAUGUUCCUAAAACAACAAAGCUCAUAUUAGAUACAUAAAUGCAUGAUUUAUUUUAUUGAGGUGAAAGGUCAAAAAGACGUAGAAGCCUAAAAGUAGACUCUACUUAAUCAUGUUUCUGAGAACUUAUCAUCUUUAUCAGCUGGUGAAGUUGACAUGAGGAUGUGUCAUCAUUACACAUGUCGACUCCGGUAUGCUGCCUAUGUGUGAAACUGAUCUAAAGGUCUUUUGAGGUGUCACUUUCUUUUGGUCAAAGGUCACCAUUUAAUGAUGUCAUAGGAACAAUCCUUAGUUUAUUGGCCCACAAUAGUCUGUAAGCCUUUGAAGAAGUGUAUUUUGAGGUCUUUUUAGAGGUAUUUCUGCACCAGACAGCACUAAUUGACCAGUCGUAAAUCUUUUUUACUUAUUGGCUUAUUUUUUGUCAUCUGUAGGGCUGAACGUUGGCUGUUUCUAUGCUGUUUCCACACUGUUGAAUCGGAUGAUCAUCGAACACUAUCCUGUAAGUCCUAGUUAGUUUCUUAAACAUGAAUCUGCAUGAAACAGCUAUGUCCAAUUUUGUAUCUGUUAUUUCUACCUUCCCUUCUGCCAUAUUUCUAAUCCUGAAUAGGCUCAGUGUCAUGAAAACAUUAAUGGUCUUCUUUGACACUGAUGACUAUAAAGCUUCCAUAAAAAUGACUUUAAUACAAAAGAACUGUGGUCUGUGAGUUUUAAAUGUUGUGAUAGGAUAACUGCAGGUAGAAAUAUGAUUUUUGGGAUUGAAAUGUUUACGUUUCUCUUCUUUCAGGGUGAAGAGGUGAAUGCUGGGAGAAUUGGUCUGACUAUAGUCAUUGCUGGCAUGGUGGGGUCCCUUAUAUGUGGCAUUUGGCUGGACAAAACCAAAACCUACAAGUGAGAUUUUUCUAUGUAUUACAGUUUUUCUGUUGACUUUAUCUGCUUCCAAAUGUUUUUUUUUUGUUUUGUUUUGUUGCACAAAUUACUAACACAACAACCUUUAGAAAAAGAAGAGCCUUCGGUACCAGGAUUUAUGAGACACUACUCCAGGUGUAACGUGAAGGCUUGCAGCUCUCAACAUUUGAUGACAGACAUACUAGCAUGCAAACACUCUCCCACUCCUGUCGUGGAAAUUGCAGUGAUUUUUGUUUAUGUGCUUCCAGUUUAUUUCAACAAUAAAUUUCUUACUUUCAUAACACCCCAUACUUACAAGAAGAGGAGUUAUAAGCAUUGCUUUUUAUGGCAGUUCAUUAAGCUAAAUGCACAGCCGAGCAUACUAACACUAUCACUUGGACAUGUUCUCUUACUAUGCUAACAUUCACAUUCCUUUUUGCUAACUGAACAAAGGUAUGAACAUUUUCAAGUUGAACCUUUAGCCAACAUGCUAACAUUUUCUACAAAACAUGAAGGAGAGAUAAAAAGAAGUACAGCUAAGGCUAAAGGGGAAUCAAGCACAACAUUUACAAAUUAAAAUGAUGAACUUUCAACCAUGAUGGUCCAUGAUGACUUCUCAGUCAGGCAUAGAGAUAAACUUCUCCAACAGGAUUUUGAGUCUUCAGUCAGUCUUGCUGCUGCAGUUUUGGUUGUACUGUUAGACUCGCUUGGAUGUCGACUAAAUCCCCCGUUCACGUGGAGAUGUCUCGGCAAAUCAAAGCUUUUGUCCAAAGGAAGCAGGGAUGAGAAUCCAGCAGAACUGAGUUUCUGAUGUGAUGUUGCUCUUCACUUAUCUCAGCUGACAAGCUUUACUCUGCUGGCCCUGCUGGGUCACAUCUCAAGCCUUUUGCCACUCCACUGAACAUGCAAAAUACAAAUAAUUCAUUUUUAUUAACCGAGAUUUUCAUUUGGUGUCUGAAUAUUGAUGCUAAUAAUGAACUUUAAUGUCUUUUUUUUGGGCCCAGUGGAUUUACUAAUUCUUAUUCUCGGUAGUAUUUGAGUCAUAGGUGUUUGGAUCUGUGCCUUCAGUGAACUGGCAUGCAAACUAUUAUGUCUGGAAAAAGAAUCUCUUGUCCUCAGAUUCCUUUCAUGCCAUUAGGAUGCUUUAGCUGUUUCAGCACUCAAGCCCAGAUCUAUGUUGUUGACCCUUACAUCCCUUUUGUCCCAUGAGGGAGACUAAAGGGACUUUGUUGAAUUAACAAAACACAGGGUUGGCCGUGAGACAGCUUCACCAGUGUAAGCCUGUUUGUGCAGGUGGCCUGAGUUUUGAUAAGAGGGCUACAGUGAUUCCUGAAUAGUUUUGGUACUGAGAAAUGAGCUUUAAGUGAGAGAUCUAUCAGAGAAAAAAGACUCAACUAUUUGUCCUUAAGAUUAUAUCAAUGAAAAAGUGAUAACUGAUGAAAUGCAAGUGAAUCACUUGAUGAUGCAUCAGAGUAUUUGAUUAAUGAAGAAUACAAAAAGCCCUUACAAGGUGAAUCAUCGUAGUGCCACCGUGAGGAGUCAUGAAGUAAAUCAGUGAGUCAGAUUAGAAAGGGGAUCUGUUCAGAGUGCCUUACUAUUUUAUAAAUAAAUGAUCAAUAAUAGUUGUAUCACACAAGCCAGGACAAGGAGGUGCUGCCAAAGAGAUAUUCUGUGCCACUCUGAAAAACAAAUAAAAUGAGAUGUGUGUACACGGAAAAGCUAUUUUUGUUGUGCAAACAGAAAAGCUGUCUGGUGAAUUGAUUGUGUGGGAGUAUUUCCUUUUUCUUAUCAGCUUGACCAAGCCUGUAGCCAGUAAUUUAAUUAUUGAUAUUAAACCCAAAUUAGGCCAAAUGGGAUUUUUCAAGAUUAUCUGGAGUAUUUAGAAUAAUGCAGUAUUCUCCUCAAAACACUUGGGAUACUUCUCAAUUUUCUCAGUUUUCAAACAAGCAGUGUCUUUAAUCUUUUUCUUUUACUGUCUCAUCAGACAAACUACUUUGGCCAUUUAUCUUCUUUCUCUGAUCGGGAUGCUGGUCUACGCCUUCACCCUCAACCUGGGUCACCUGUGGUUGGUGUUUGUUAUGGCUGGACUUUUAGGGUAAGUUACCAACACAGAGGCCAGAAAGAUUACAACCAGGCCUUCAGAAUUACAGGUAUAAUUUAUUUCCAUACAAAUUAUGAGGAAAAAUGAAGAGUCGCAGGUACAAUUUUCAGCUUGUAAGUGACUGCACUGAGCACUGCUUCACUCAUCUGCAAAAGUGUCAGAUUUUUCUUCUCUUUCAAAAUCUCUGUGCAUUUUGAUUUAUAAUCCCAAAAAUAUAAGGUUAACACUGACUCUAACCCUCAACUGUAUUUUCAGAUCCUAUAAAUUCAAAGAUAAGCUAAUAUUUCUUUGUAUUCCUUCAUCUAGCUUCAUUUCAGAUUUGUCAACGUAAAAUUAAAGCUCCUUCUCAUUCCUCGGUCGACAUGCCUUGUCCUUACAAACAUUGCUAUUUGUGGUAAGCUGAUUACAGCCAGAGUUGGUUUCCAUGGCAAAUCCUCUGUCUGGUUUUUAUUCCUCGAAAUUCAGACAGGAUGUAUUUGACAGCAGUAUACACUUGUCCUACUUUCACGUUCAUGGAGAUUGUUCUGCUGUUCUGGUGUAGAAUAAACACUUUUGUUUAAACUAUAGAUCAAUCUUUCAAUCUGUCUGUCUGUCUGUCUGUCUGUUUGUCUGUCUGCAGCUUCUUCAUGACAGGGUAUCUACCUCUGGGCUUUGAAUUUGCCGUGGAGCUCACCUAUCCAGAAUCAGAAGGAACCUCAUCAGGACUCCUCAACUGUUCAGCUCAGGUUGGCAUUAUCUCCAUCUUUAAUCAAGAAAACCAACUUAAGAUGUGACGGUUUUCUUUUGUCUUUGCAGAUCUUUGGAAUCAUUUUCACCAUCGCACAGGGGAAGAUCAUCGAUGCAUGGGGGACUUUAGCAGGAAACAUCUUUCUGUGCAUUUUUCUGCUAAUAGGAUCGAUAAUGACUGGUAUGAUUUUAACCGGUUAUCUGUUUUCGUGGCACUUAUCUUUAGAGAAAACACACAACUGUGAACUCAUCUCAGCAGAUGUGGACAUUGAGCUUUUAUAGGUUGGAGAACUGUAAAAAAUAAUGUUUACGUUUCUUAAAUUACUCAUACAGUCUUACUCUUUUAAAGGAUAAGACUGCCCCCCAGUGGCAAAAUAAAGAACCAGCAUUUAGAAGAGGCGCAACUCAAUGAAAAUGUAGACUGAUCUAUUUUAAUACUGCUUACCACACAUUAGUCUAAUAAUCUCCCAAAUUAUUCUCUUCUUUUUGUCACUUUUAAAGCUUUGAGGUCCUCAGAAGAACACUGAGAUAUUUCUUAAUGACCUCUCUCUUGUCGUUGCUGUUUUUCAACAUUUUAUUUCAACCCAAAAUAUGCUAAAUUGCAGGAGUGAGUCACUGUUGACAUGCUUUUUUCUUUUGACUGAGAGUCAGUGAUUAUUGUAACACAAUCAUCUAUUUUUGGCUUUCUUUCACCGUCACACAGGAUUCAUCAAAUCUGACCUCAGGCGACAAAAGGCCAACCAGCAGAUUGAGGUGCAGUCAGCGAGUGUAAGUACAUCUGUGUGUGCUACAUCAAGUCAGAGGUGGGAUCUUCACAUCCCCGAGAGAGGGAAUGUGUGAGAUACCGCCCUGUCUCUGUGCUGAACGCAGAGCCCUUGCUGUGCAGCACACUACUGCAGGCAUGCACGCUGGGGAUUGCAGGGGUUGCACUGCUGCACUGGUUAAAACUUUCUCUUGAAACUCACUUAUAACACUCUCACUCUCACACCAAUUGCACAAUUCUGCUCUGUCUGACAGCUCGGCAACAGACCCUAACAGCACAGUAACAUACUCAUCCAAGAAGACCAAACUGUUGUAACUAACCUUGUGAGGAACUUUGUAACAACCUUACGUGCAGAUGCGAGCUAUCAAACAGAUCAGUACUAUCCACGCAUUAAUUUGUCUGAAGUUUUAAAGUCACCAAAACAACAAUGCAAACCACUGUUAACACAAAAAGAGGUUCAAUUUUUCUAUUUAAUCUGGGAUGUACAUCUUUAAAAAGGUUUUGUUUAAUAGUUCACAUUUAUACUCCAGAUUAAAGCUUGUACCAAAAGAGAAAACUUAAACUGCUUUUAAAUUUCAAUAACAAAUCUCAGUUUGAACAGAAUCCUUCUCCACAUUGCGCGUCCUCUGCUUCUCACUUGUUGCCUUGUUUGAGACAAGCCCUGCUGUCUUGCUUAAUCCUUUCUCUCUCCAUAAACUUCAGAUUUUAACAAUAAAAGCAGCUGAAUCCUGCAAACUAACAGAACUUAAUCCAACUGUAUUAAGACCACCACCACUUUGCUUAAGUUACGAAUGAGCUAGUCCCCUUAAGUGCUAUAGAUUACUUACAAAACAUGCAGAACAGUCAUCAAAAAGCUUUAAUAGGGGAAGCAUGCAGAAGAAGGUUACAUCGUAAACUGUGCAAUUCGCAGCAUGAUGACUGAAUAAAACACCAGACUCUCCUCAGUGCAUGUAGAGGGCAGUAACAGUUGGGAGUGCAGGUUUUGGUGGAGGCAGUGUGGUGGUGGAGAUGGUGUAUUGUUUGGGAUGAUGGGGUGGCCUUUCUGGGCCCCCCAGAGGUGUGACACCCAAGUUAUCAUUCCAGCCUACAGGCUCUGUGUCGUCGGUGCAGGACUACGGGGCCACGGCUCGCAGCGGCCCCUGGCAACAGCAGCCUUGAUAUAAAUCCACAACAUCACUUAAACCAAAACACACAUCUGCAAAGGUAGGGGCACACACACUUUGAAGCUGUUGAACCCUACACGAUCACACUCACACACAUAACGGACAUCUGACAUUACAUUAACCUUUUCUAUAGUGUUAUCUUUCUGUCGAGCCGAGUGUCACUGUCAUCAAUGGUUACUAACAAAUGUGUUAAAGUUGUCUUUUCUUAUGGUAAACUUGUUCAUGUACUGUGACUGUGGAAUAAACGUAAAAUCUGUUAGAUGGAAGAAUAUUUAAGGAAACAGAUUUCAAGCAGUUAUGUUUCUCUGUGCUUCAAAAACAAACUUUUGAACGAGUUCAUUCAGCAUAUGUUUGAAUCUGAAAGCAUCUACUGCAAAGACACAUUAGACUUGAAUACCAAAGUGAUGUACAGAUUAUUCUGAGCUCUGACAAAUUCUUGUUUUCUUUCUAAAUUGUGUGAUGAACUGUUCUAUUUUUUUGUUCUUUUAGGAAAACACCAUACUAGUUUUCCUGCUAAUGUAAUUGCUUUUACAUCCUUUCUCUUUACAGAAAAAGACACUUGAAGUGGCAGGAAGCGUCUCCCCACCUGCAACCCUAGAUGAGGUGAAGCUAUGA
Messenger RNA from Xyrichtys novacula (pearly razorfish), 18635 nucleotides. Lineage: Eukaryota; Metazoa; Chordata; Actinopteri; Labriformes; Labridae. The record is from the annotation of a GenBank genome assembly.